Molecule: messenger RNA, 4082 nt
Organism: Anarrhichthys ocellatus (wolf-eel)
Lineage: Eukaryota; Metazoa; Chordata; Actinopteri; Perciformes; Anarhichadidae
Gene: pdxkb
Product: pyridoxal (pyridoxine, vitamin B6) kinase b
Exons: 11
Coding region: 699-1622 (307 amino acids)
Biological process (GO): pyridoxal 5'-phosphate salvage
Cellular component (GO): cytosol
Molecular function (GO): pyridoxal kinase activity
Source: RefSeq, a predicted model, not a curated record
AAUAUUUUUUUUAAAUAAUUGCUUUAUUUUGGCAGGGAGCAGACACGUCAGAGUAAUGCAUUAAUGUAAAAUAUGUUCUAAAAUAAUUCGGCUGUGAUAGAAUAGAUUAAAAUAGAACAAAUGAGGAGAGAGCUGUCAUUCACAUUCAUUCAAUUCCAGCUGUGUUGAUCAGGAUGCGCUGUGAAGUGGUCCUGCGGUGACGUCACUGGAUUUCAGGCGGUUACUCAGAUCGCCUGCGCAGAAUACCGGCGUUUGUACGUAUGUGUGUGUUGCUAUCUUGUCCUUCAGUGUUAGUGAAGCUGCACGUGACCCCCGGUCGUCUGGUCAGCUCUCGUGACACACUUAUUUUAGUUCGCUACACGUUAACGGCAACAUUUAUAACGACGUAACGGUCGUUACUAAACGGUUGUUUUGCGUGUGUGUCCGCGCGAGUCACGCGCUCUCUAUCUCUCUCCCCCUCCUCUCUCUCACUCUCACCAUCAUACACACUCACUCGCACAUCACCCGCUACAAACCACCCCACGAGCUCACAGCUGGUUAGCUAACGCUAGCUAGCUAAGCUAACGUCGCUUCCUCCUAACUGGCAACCGCUGUGUUUUAAAAUUAAAGGUUUUUUUCGGUUAUGUGUUGACGUCAUUAACGUUGAAGUAAUAACGGAUCUAUCCUCGUACCCCCCCAACGGCUGACCGGGAGCCGCCAUGGAAUGCCGUGUUCUGUCCAUACAGAGCCACGUAGUCCGGGGAUACGUGGGCAACAAGAGCGCCUCUUUCCCAUUACAGGUGUUAGGGUUUGAGGUGGACUCCAUCAACUCUGUCCAGUUCUCCAACCACACAGGUUAUUCUCAUUGGAGAGGUCAAGUCCUGACAGCCGAUGAGCUCCAUGUCCUUUAUGAAGGCAUCAAACUGAACAACGUCCACCACUACGACUAUGUUUUAACAGGGUACACCAGAGACACGUCCUUCUUGGAGAUGGUAGUGGACAUCGUUCAGGAGCUAAAGAGAGCCAACCCCAACCUGGUGUAUGUGUGUGACCCCGUCCUCGGUGAUCAUGGAUCUAUGUACGUUCCUCAGAACCUGUAUCCGGUCUAUAAGAACAAGGUGGUUCCUGUCGCUGACAUUAUUACUCCCAACCAGUUUGAGGCCGAAUUAUUGACGGGGAAAAACAUCACCACAGAGAAAGACGCUGUAGAGGUUAUGGACCUCCUCCAUGCUAUGGGCCCAGACACAGUGGUCAUCACCUCCUCCGAUCUGCCCUCCAGACUGGGAGACCGCUUCCUGGUGUCGCUGGGCAGCCAGCGCCAAGUUCGUCCCGACGGCAGCAGGACGACGCAGAGAGUUCGAAUGGAAGUUCACAAAGUCGACGCCGUCUUCGUGGGAACUGGAGAUUUGUUUGCUGCUAUGCUGCUAGCGUGGACGCACCACUACCCCAAUGACCUAAAGAUGGCCUGUGAGAAGACUUUUUCAGUGAUGCAUCAUGUUAUCCAGAGGACUAUUUCAUAUGCUCACGAGUUAGCAGGUCCUGGUCGGAGGCCCAGUCCGCCCCAGCUGGAGCUGAGGAUGGUUCAAAGUAAAGCUGACAUAGAAGACCCUGCUAUAGUUUUGAAGGCCACAGUCAUAUCCUAACAUUACCGACCCAUAAGACUCAUGCUAACCUUGUCCUCUUCACCCGUGAAUCUCUCAAAUCCAGUAUCUCGGUGAAUCUCUCAUCGCUGUAAACCUUGACUGUCGUUUUCCAAACUUCAACACCUCAUCAUCCAGACUCCUUUAAAAAGAACUCUUAGUAUUGUAACCCCUGUAGUCCUUUCAGCCUAAACCCUUUACCCCCUUAAGUCCUCAGUGUCCCGAACCCCUUAACCUGUGACCCUUCUACCCAAAACCCUGUUUUGGAACUAGAGCCAUGGAUAGACAGAGAGUUAGGUCAGGUUGGACUGCGUCUCUCUAACGCGGUAUGUGACACUGUUGUUUUUAUAGAAAGCUGUUUAACAAGCGUGCCGUAUAUUUAAAAAAAACACAUACUGAUGAUACAAAACCCUGAAAAUCCAUCCACGGUCAUAUUUUACAGUAUUUAUCCAAGAAGUGAUCUGAAUUGAUUCCAGCUGCUGAAUGCUCCAAAUCUCUACCUCUAAAUUACUAAAUAACAACUUGCCUUUGCUUUAUUACUGCCACUCCACUCAACUUACGUACAUUUGUUUGACAGACUUGCACUCUAGCUGUGUGUCUCCACACACACACACACACACACACCAGUACCAGGAUUGCAGCACUAACGGUGUCUAAGAUGAUGAAACGCUGUUUAUCCGUGGCUCUGCACACCACUAUUUCAACCCCCCCUCCCCCGUCUUAAAGCAGUGAUGUAAUGGUGACCAAGUCUAACCCCAUGAGACCCCUGUCAAAAUAUAACAAAGGACAAAAAAAAAAAAAAAGGACGCACAAUGUAUAGUUGAUGUAUAGAUGUUGUACUAUAACUGUAUUGGACCAUCUGUAUGAUAUCUUCUAUCUGAUCUGUCUAUUGGACCAUUGUGUUGAUGCUACUGUACUAUAGACCACACGCACUACGAUAUCACCCAAACCAGAGACGUCUGGGUUGGUUCUGGCACUCCUGGAGGCUCCAGCGGCUCCGGUCGUUGUCACUUAGUAGUAAUACGUAACUGUCUUAAUAGUCCUAGCGAGUAGUUGAACCUCUUGAAUCGCAGCACAACGUAAAGAAAAAAAGGGCAACCUGAGCUGUCUGACCUCGGUGCCGGAACCAACACACAUCACAUCCUCUGGCCCAGAACCCUAUAUCUGAGAGUUGUGCCACUGAAUUUACUGGAGGCCUCGAGAAGUCGUAAACGGAGCAGGAGAUCACCCCCCAACCUCCCAACCCCCCCCCCCCCCCCCCCCCCAUGUCCAGUAGCAGCUCACCCAGUGUCUUGUUUAGGCCGCUUCACGCUCCACUGUGGUCACAACAGAAAGGAUGCACUUUUUAUGGGAUGCCUCGAGUUUCAUUUUUAUUAUAUUAAUAACUUUAUAUUGUAAUGAUUUGAGAUAUUUGAUAUCUGUGCUCUAACCUUCUUUUUUCUAUUAUUGAUUUAUAUAAUGAAAUAAUUUGUCACUAUUUCCCAGAGCCCAAAGUGAAAAGAAAACCAAAAGAUAUUCAAUUAAUAGUUAGUUAAUAGAAAAUCCAGAGUAUCUGGAGCCAACAAGUGUUUGCAGGACAAUCAUUUAAACUAUGUCAAAAACACAAGAUAUUUAUUAUCUAAAUCACCAAGAAGACCUUUUUUAUUACCACAGUUUUGUGUUUGCUCACUCAGCUACUAAACUAGUUAACAUAACUUGCUACCUUGAUUACAGUCAAGGUAGCAAGUUAAGACUGAAGUCUUCAGUUGUGUUCAUAAGUAAUCAUGAGUGUCUCUGUCAGGCAUCACAGUAUUCUGUCGUCCACAGUGGAGCGUGGUUGGGAAGACGUGAGGAGAAGAUGACGUUAUGAGCCGGUUUCAAACCAGUGAUGUCGCAAGAACUCGGCAUGUGCCUUAGCCCGCUGAGCUACCGGGGUGCCACAGGAAAAGUUUAAUGAGACUUUAACACUUUUAAUUUACCUCAGAAUCUUCUGUUUUCCCCUCGUUGCUUCCCGGUUUGAAUGUUCAGCAAACUGCUAAAAUUUCAACCAACAUUGCUCGGAAACAACGUACCCUUUUUUUCUUUUUGGGGAAAGUGUAAACCAAAUAACCGGAGGCUUUAAAACAAAACAAAAAGAAAAUCCAGAUGCCGUCAGUGUCCCACCUGAGCUGGAUGUAAGGUUCUGGGCAGGCCAGUGUAAUUCUGUACUGCUGUUGUUUCUCUAUGGACUGUACUGUGAUACUGCCUUAGGAACCUAACACCAUAAACCACCAUACUGCUCCCUGGGGGGGGAGGAGGGGGGAGGAAGGAAACAGGACAUGUCCUAAAUGUAGGUGCGUGCACCUGAAACGAGGAGGACUUGAGAUCUGCUAAGAGCUUCUAUUUCAAUCUUUAUUGGUUGUUGUUAUAAGCAAUUAUGUUUUUCUUUAUUUUUCAAUUAACCAAUUAAUCGUUUGGUUUAUAAAAUGAUAGAAAAUUGUGAUC